Molecule: messenger RNA, 1247 nt
Organism: Hippocampus zosterae (dwarf seahorse)
Lineage: Eukaryota; Metazoa; Chordata; Actinopteri; Syngnathiformes; Syngnathidae
Product: recoverin-like
Exons: 5
Coding region: 306-884 (192 amino acids)
Molecular function (GO): calcium ion binding
Source: RefSeq, a predicted model, not a curated record
AUGCGUGUUGGAACUCACGUGGGCUCUCCUGUGCAGGCUCCUCCUCAGGGUGAUGCUGUUUAAUUGACUAAUCCCAGCAGGUGAAGGCGGAUUUCCUCGGCGGAUGCCAGACUAAAUAUUCCCGUCGGUACCGCACUGAUCUGUUACUUGCUCACACAGACAACACAGAAUCUUCUCCUCCAGUGACUGACUUUUUUUUUUUUUGGCAAAGCUCCCAGAUCAUAACCUGCUCCUUGGUGGCAAACAUCAUCAACCAGAGACAAUAAAAAGGUAAACCUAGCGAGGAUCCUUCCACAUCAUCAGUCAUGGGCAACUCCAAGAGCAGCGCCGUGUCCAAGGAAAUCCUGGAGGACUUGAAGCUCCACACCAAAUUCUCCGAGACAGAGAUCACGCAGUGGUACGAGAACUUCAAGAGGCAGUGUCCCAGUGGUCGUCUCAGCAAGGAGGACUUCCAGUCCAUCUACAGCAAGUUCUUCCCGGACAGCGACGGCAACACGUACGCGCAGCACGUCUUCCGAUCAUUUGACACGAAUGACGACGGCACCCUGGACUUCAAGGAGUACAUCAUUGCCCUGCACAUGACGUCCACCGGGAAGACCACCAGGAAGCUGGAGUGGGCCUUCUCGCUCUUUGACGUCGACAAGAACGGAUACAUCACCAAGUCCGAGGUCAAGGAAAUUUGCACGGCCAUUUAUAAGCUGAUUCCCAAAGACGAGGUGCCCAGACUUCCCUCUGAUGAGAACACAGCAGAAAAAAGGGCUGAAAAACUCUGGAAGUUCUUUGACAAGGGAGAAAACGAGCGCGUGGCCGAGGGUGAGUUCAUCCAAGGGGUUCUGGACAACGAGGAGGCCUUGCGCUUGAUUCAGUACCAGCCCCCCAAGUAACAACCUCCCUCUCUCCACAAACGCAGCAGCGGUUCUCAAAGUGGGCUGCCGGCCUCUAAGGGGGUCCACCAGCCGUAGCUUUAAUUUGCAAUAAAUGGUUACGUCAUACAUAUUAUGCAUAGACACAUGUAUUUUUUAUGAACACACACACACACACAUAUAUAUAAAUGAAUGCAAAUGAAGACAGACAUCGUGCAGCAAUGACUCCACCCUCUCUUAGCUUUGGUCCAAUGAAAAGCUCCGAUAUGAGUGUGACAUCAUCAUCAUUAUUACGCCAUCACUGCGAAAGCCUCGGAAUGAAUUAAGUUGUAUGUUUUCAGACAAAACGCAUUUUUUUCCCCUAUUAAAAUCUCUCUCUCUCUU